AUGUACAGCCCCUCGUCGGCCUCGCGUGAGCCCAGCCAGACCCGCGGGCGUGCGCUGACUGCCUCGUCCCGAACUGUUGCCUCGCGCUCGCAAACACCGGCCGUCAAAGCUACCAGCAGUAAUUCGAGCCCCGACCGCACCCUCCAGGCGCUCGAACGCAAACCGUCGGGCUCCUAUGCCCACAAUCGCAACACUUCCAUCGUACACGGCAUCCAGCACUCGCGGAACACCAGCUUCGUCAACUCUCCCGCCACAAGCCCGCUGAGCCCCCAGAUCAUCGCCGCCGCCGCCGGCGCAACCAUCGAUGGAGCCGUCAUGUCGCAGGAGUCGAUAGCCGAGGCCUUUGCCGCCAACGGCAUGCAGCCUGGCGCGAGUACAGGGCAUGUCUAUGCCGGUGUGGGAGCCCAGGCAGCAUCCAGCGAUGGAAGCAUACCUCAGCGCAAGCCUGAGCGGGCGCCGAGUGCCAGAUCCUCGCGGAAAGGUCACAAUCACCACCGCUCCCAGUCGCGCCACCCGCCGCCGCACCCCCACGAACUCAAGACGGUUGGCGAAUAUGCGCUGCACCACCUCUUCAACUCGUUCAUCAGCCAGGCCGAGCAGAAGAUCAACCAAUGUAUGACGGAGAGAGGCCAGCCCGAGGCCAGGGUAGAGGGUGUUUGUGGGCCUGGCGUAGACCCCACCUUCGAUCAACUCAUAGCAGCCCUGGGGCACAUUGCGCGCCACAAGCCGAAGCCUCUCAUUGAUACCAUUAUGCUAUGGCGCAAGGCAAAGAGUGAGGAAGCGUCCAAACAGCGCACUCAGCUGCUCAAUGCCCGACAAGCCACUCCGGGACUGCAGCUCCAUCCCGCCCUGUCUCGACGGAACACCGAACCGGUUCAACACUUGGAAAACGGAUCCACAGCCUCUGUAGCAUCUGGCCCCGAGCACAUUGUCGCUCUACAACAGACUGUGACCCAAGCGGAGCAGCGCUCGACCGUCUCAACCUACAUCCUCUGCCGAGUAUUGAUCGAAAUCAUGACGCAAACCGACCUCCACAAUCUAACUUUCGAGAUGGCCGAUCGUCUUCUUGGUCUUUUCUAUGGCCAACUUAGCACCGUUGACCCUGAUAUGGUGGACAUAUCUCCGCUCAAUCUCGCCAACUGGACCAUCUACAGCCAGCUUCUCGGCGUGCUAAGUGGACUCAUAUUCGAACAGGUGCAAGAAAAGUUCGUCACCGACCUGAAGAUCGUAGAUGGUCACUUGGCUCAGAAGAACCAGUACAACAGGGAUCACGAAGCUAAAGGCGCUCUGCUCAUCCGCGCUCUGAGGCACCUGCAAGUCAAGUCAUAUCCAGAAGAGACAUGGGACCGGACGUGCGACUUCAUGCUCUCCAUGGCCAAGCUCUUCACUAGUGCCCACGGCCAGCCAGUCAAGUAUGCUUACUGCCAAGUCUUGCGGGAACUACUGCUCCGUAUCACCUCAAAGGCUACCAUCGAGCUCAAUGCACCCAAGUGGAAGGCUGUGAUUGAUAUGAUGAAGCAGCGCGCUGCUAUAUUGUUAGGCAAGCCAAAACACUGGCACGAAGCAUUCCCACUCAUGGCCGCCGUCCUAUGUGCUUCUCCAACCGAAACAUUUCUCUCCCAGUGGCUCGCGCUUGCCUUGUCUACUCAACCAAGACUGAAGGAGCGCGCAACGAGAGCCAUCGCCCUUCGAGGUAUAUGCCGGCUGGUGUGGACUUACAUCUACAGACGGGGAACCGAGGCACCAAAUGUCGCCGUGCGUCGAUUAGAGGAGAUCAUACGGAUGGUGUUCCAACCGGGAAGGCGGUCAUACCUCUCGACCGAACCAGCCAUUGCUGAACCCUUGAUACAACUUACGCGCAUCAUUGGCUACAAGUACCAAGACCUCUGCUUCAAGACCAUCAUCUUUCCUCUACUCAAUUCGGAAAUGUUCAUGUCAGGGCGGGAGUUGCGCGUUGAAAAUCUUGAGCCUGAUCGUAUGGUCAUUGGUAUCCGCUCGUUCCUCGCAAUCAUGGCUGAUCUCGAGAACACCGAGCAGCCACCUUUCCCACUGACAUUCGAUUACGAUCCAAACGCAGUUUCGAACGAGCUUCCUGCUCUUCCUUCCAGUCCACGGCCUCUGCAACCUUUGCCUAUCAAGUCCAGUCUCCUCAAGGAGGAGCGUCUUUCGCGUCCUGUGAAUUUCACUGGAUUCGCCGAAGUGGCAAAAGAGUACUACAUCCGUUUCUGCAAAAUCCUGGGAGAAAUUACUAUCAUAUGCGACAAUGCAUUUGGAGGGCAGGCCGUAUUGGAUGAGAAGUUCUCUUCGCAAACACCAAAGACGCCCAUGGCAGCGGCUUUCAGCUUCGCCCCUCGCGAAGAUUAUAUGACUACUACAGACCUGCGGCAAGGAUUCUAUGAUCUUCUACAUGUCGCUGUUCAGGCUUUACCGCGCUGUCUGUCUCCACACAUCCCUUUCAACUCACUUGUAAAUCUCUUGUGUACCGGAACUGCCCAUGUUCAAAGCAACAUCGCUGUAUCGUCCGCUCAGUCACUCAAGUCCAUAGCCCGACAGUCGCAUGCACAACAAGUCACAAUUGGCUUUGCACGCUUCAUCUUCAACUUCGACGAUCGUUACGCUACCAUGUCUGAUGGCGGCAUGCUGGGAGCUGGGCACAUUGAGAAUACCCUAAAGCUCUACGUGGAGCUGUUAGAGAUAUGGAUUGAAGAGAUUAAGCGGAAGACACGCAAGGCCGCCCUGGAUACACCGGACGACGGUUCUGGGAAUCGAGCUGCUCAGCUUGAUCUUUCUUCUGUGUGGGCGCACGUUGACGAAGUUGAGUCACAUGGCCUCUUCUUCUUAUGUUCACCUUCGCAUCGCGUCCGCUCCUACGCCGUUACCGUGCUACGUCUCAUCACUGAGUUUGAUACGGCGCUGGGCGGCUCCAACACCCGUGUCAUCCGUGUAAUGGAAGGAAGCCCCCAGAGGGUCUUGGACAUUAGCGAUGAGAAGCUGUCGCUAGCUGAGCGCAGUCGUUUACAACGCGGCAUGCGCAAGAGCAAUGUGCAGAGCACACUCGUGGAACUUUGCGGCAGCGAUGUGCCGUAUGACGCUACUUUAUGGUUCAAGAUUUUCCCAAAUCUGGUGCGAAUCAGUUUUGAGGUCUGCCCUUUUGCUGUGACUCUUACUCGAGACAUAGUAUGUGCCAGACUUGCUCAGAUGUAUCGCACUCUAUCGUCCCUGGCUGAGGGCCAGCGUACAACGCCUUAUUCACCGUACGAGCCUGGUGCUAGCAAGUUCAGUGGGCGCCUUGCCUCGACCUCACCAGAAGUCGUCAUCGAACAAUGGAAACUGUAUCUCAUAUUUGCCUUCACAACCUUAACGAGCCUGGGUCCGACCGCUAUGUCGGCUACGCAAGGUCAGCACUCGCGGAAGAGCUCAAAGUCUUCACAAACGAGCACAAACAAGCAACAUACCGCCACGGAGUUGUUUUCUAAAGUCCUCCCCUUCCUGUCAGUAGACAAUGCCGCCAUACGAGACGCUGCGGUUAUUGGUCUUGGCUCCGUUAACCUGAAUCUUUAUCGCACAUUACUUGAGUCGCUUCAGGGGAUUGUGGCUGCUUGUGCAGAAGAAGCCAAGAUGCGUCUGGGCAAUCACAACAGAACCAUUAGCAGUCCCCGUCCCAUCAACUACCGGACCGACCAUCUCCGAACAGAGAUUACACACGUAUACAAGCUAACAUCGCAACAAUUCCUCAAACUUCCGGAAGCCCACAAUGACGAGUGGAUCAUCAACAACUUAAUGAACUACACCAAGGAUCUCAGAAUUUUCCUGAGUGAUACAGAAGUCCAACUUGAGGCGCGCUACCAGAAGUUACGCACGCACUACUGUGGCCUUGUGGAAGUUUUGUUUGAGGGCAUCAACAAGACCAGCGAUCCUUUGCACUGGAUGCCGUUUCAAGCUCGUAAAGCGGCAUUUACUCUAAUGGAAGAAUGGUGCGGAUACGCAGCAAAUCAAUCUCAGAUUCGUCAGCGUGAAGAGCAGAUGCGUCGUUCCAUGCUCGACCGAGAGGUGGAUAAGAGCAGCAAAGGUAACGCAACUGCAGCCCUUGAAAUUGAAAAACGUGAUCUUCGAACCGCGGCUUUGAGCGCUAUGGCUGCACUCUGUGGCGGGCCUGUUAGUAUCACAACUGAUAGCAAAGUCUUGCUUCAGUUCGAUGUCAUUCGUAUGCUCUCAUGGAUACAGAGCAUCUUCGAAACUCCGAGCGAUCGAACACACGCCAUUGGUCGCCGAGCACUUACGAAUCUCAUAUUGCACAAUCGCGAGCAUCCAUAUCUGCUAGACAAGGCAAUUGAAAUGUGCUAUCUCGCGGUCUCUAGUAAAGCUCUCGAGAGCUACUUCGAAGUUGUUACUCAGGUCCUCACCCAACACGAGGACUACACUUUGCCAUUCUGGAAAGUACUAAGCGCCGGUCUCUACACACUCGGACAUGAGAACAGCGAGAUACGCACAAAGUCCACGCGAUUACUCCGAACGCUUGAGGCUCGUGAAGGAAAGAAUUCGAAAUUACAGGACCUGGACAUCAGCAUCUCUGACAAGACGGUCGCGGUAUACAAGCUCGCACAGUUUGAAACAUCACGAAGGCUUGCCAAGCAGCAUGCCGAGCUUGCUUUCUUGGUCUUCUCGCAAUUUUCGUACUACUUCAAAGAUCUCAAGCCUGACCAUAAGCGCAACAUGGUCGCCGCUAUGCUUCCUUGGGUGCAGUCUGUCGAACUGCAAGUCAACCCCGACGGAGGACCGACUGCUAAUUCUUACAUGUUACUCGUCAACUUGUUCGAGAUCACCUACAGAUCAGGCAACGUGCUACAUAAUGAGAUCCAAGCACUCUGGCAAGCACUAGCAACUGGACCAUACGGUGGUAAUGUUCAACUUAUCUUGAACUUCAUCAUCAAUCUUUGUCUAGACAAGCGAGAACAGAACUACGUCGACUACUCCAAACAGAUCGUAGUCCAUCUUUCCAGCACUCCUGCGGGACUAAAGGUCGUUGAGUUCCUGCUAUUACAGAUCAACCCACGGUCUAUGGUAAGCGAGAAGCGCGAGCCUAUGCCACCGCCGCCAGACGCUGUCAAUCUUCCAUACUUGGCCGAUCUCACCCAGGUUCUGCCAAGUAGCAAUAAACAGUCUGGCUUUGCUUUGGGACAGGUUUGCCUCAUUUUGCUGGUUGACCUUAUGGUGUCCCCAGUAGAGGUAGCCAAAGAGCACAUUCCGUUGCUUCUACAAGUGGUCCUGGUGCUCUGGGAUCAUUACACCUCUGUGGUGCAGGACCAGUCUCGUGAGAUGCUUGUGCAUUUGAUUCACGAGCUAGUCAUCUCCAAGAUCGAAGACGACACACCAGGCAUCGACAAAAGGUCUAUCGAAGAUUUCGUUGAGAGCAUUCGACAACAUGACACCAAGGUGGUAUGGAGCUAUGAUGACAAGAACGGCAAGGACGUGGCAGACUCAACCUUCAAGGUUCCUGAGCCAAUGGGCUACGUUGCUGGCGAGGUGAUGAAGUUCUUCUCAUUUGCAUACCCUGGACUGAGAGAAGCCUGGGGUCGAGUAGCACUGAACUGGGCCACAUCUUGCCCGGUCAGACAUAUCGCUUGUCGGUCAUUCCAGUUGUUCCGCUGCAUUCUCAGUUCGCUCGAUCAGCAAAUGCUUUCCGACAUGCUCGCCAGACUUUCUAACACCAUCUCGGAUGAGGAGAGUGACAUACAGACCUUCUCUAUGGAGAUAUUGACAACGCUACGGACCAUCAUUGAGGCAUUAGCGCCUAAAGAUCUCAUACAGUACCCUCAGCUGUUCUGGACGACUUGCGCGUGUUUGGAUACUAUACACGAAGGCGAAUUCAUGGAGAGCCUCUUAAUGCUAGACAAGUUUCUCGACAAGCUUGAUCUAGGUGACGAGGAGGUGUUGAGCAUCCUAGAAGAAAGCUGCCCGGAUAAGUGGGAAGGCAAGUUCGAAGGCCUUGCCCAACUGACGUACAAGGGCAUCAGAUCAAGUACAUGCCUGGACCGGUCUUUACGAAUCCUGGAAAGACUGGUGGUACUACCUUCUAGCCGUAUCGUGGGUGACGAUAGCCGACUGACGUACACCGUUCUUGCGAAUCUGCCAAGAUUUCUGCGUUCAUUUGACUCUACAGCACAAGAUUCAAGUAUCCGCGCCACUGCAGAAGUGCUUGCACAAGUCGCAGACCAGCACUACCAGUGCACAUCGCUUUCCGAGGCGUUGACUGCCUUUGCAAUGAAGAGGUACCGCCAUGAAAAAGACUUCCUUGCGCAGACAAUGUCUGCUAUACGUUCUACGUUCAAUUCGGAACAUGAGUUCGGUAGCCUGGUAUUCCUUCUCGGUUUACUCAUGAACAAGAUCGAUUGGAUGAAGAUCAACACGAUGGAAGUACUCUGCAUCCUGCUACCUGAAAUCGACAUGCGCAAGCCGGAAAUGGCAUCCAAAGGAUCUGAUCUUUUCUCGCCUCUCCUACGACUACUACAAAGCGCAUAUUGCCCACAAGCUUUAAGGGUUCUUGACUUCGUCAUCAAUCUCAACAUGACUAGUACCCUCACACCGUUCGACAAGCAGCACAUUCGCAUGAGCAUGGCAGGCUCCCACUCUACCAGAGGAUACAAGAAGCAGUUCGAGAAGACGCAAUCAUUGUACGGUAUCCCUGAAGAAAGCGGCUGGUCUAUUCCAAUGCCUGCUUUGCAUUCGCAGUUGACAAGAGCGAACGUUCAUGCUGUUUUCUACACGUGCGGAAACUUUGACGAAAUGAACGUACCGGACACUGAGACACCCAAGGUAGAAUUCCGCCAAGAGGAGUUCCCGUUCAGCCCACUAUCCGACUACCACCGAACUGCGACCAUGACUUCCGAGGAUACCCGUGGCGACAGUCACAUUGGCGAACUAGUCAUGAAACUAGACAGCUUGGAUGACUUCUUUGAGGACGAUGAUGAUGCGGAAACCUUGACGGAUCUACCAAACUUUUCGUCCUCGGGACGGUACGGUAACGGACCAUAUGCUCACGACAUGCGCGAGAACCUUUACGAUCAGCAGACGGCGCCAAUCUUACACAAAUCACUCACAAGGAACGCAUCUGUGACUUCUUUUCAAUCGGGAUUCAUCUCGGAUGUCAAACUCUCCCCAGCUAGGGAUCCAGGUGUCAUGACACCAGGCGCUUUCAGCUCUUUCGCCAACUCCUCUACUGGCGCCUUGCCUCCAACAAGUCAUCCCCGCCCGGGUCUCCAUUCCCGCUCCGUAACGUCACCCUCGGCGCCAAACCAACCCCAACGUAUUUCUCCUUCCCUCUCAUCAACCACGCUCGACGAACAAAAUGAGCCCUUCUCCGAUGACGAGUACUCUGCUGGUCGGUCGAGCAGCACAGACAAAGGCGGCACCUUCAGUCUAGAGAACAUUAUCAAGCCUGUUGCUCACGACACAAGGAGUCGCUUUAGGAGUGGUAUGAGACGGCUGACGGGGGGUGGCGGAGAGAAGGAAGGUGCAAAGACGCGGGAUGCAAUCAAGCUAGCGCUGCAGAAGAGUCCGCAAGUACCAAAAGUGCCCGACAUCUAUCUGGUGAACCCUAAAAGCGCAGAUCUGUAG
Molecule: messenger RNA, 7614 nt
Organism: Alternaria postmessia
Lineage: Eukaryota; Fungi; Ascomycota; Dothideomycetes; Pleosporales; Pleosporaceae
Exons: 3
Coding region: 1-7614 (2537 amino acids)
Biological process (GO): cell morphogenesis
Cellular component (GO): site of polarized growth; cell cortex
Source: RefSeq, a predicted model, not a curated record